This is a messenger RNA of Microdochium trichocladiopsis, 922 nucleotides long. RefSeq lists its product as uncharacterized. The record is from RefSeq and is a predicted model, not a curated record. The coding region runs from base 314 to 781 and encodes 155 amino acids. The transcript has 2 exons. Lineage: Eukaryota; Fungi; Ascomycota; Sordariomycetes; Xylariales; Microdochiaceae.
CGUAGGGCAGAGUAUAAUGCCCCCCGUCCGAGCUAGAUGUCAGCCUACUUAAAGUACUUACCUUAAGGUACUCUCUGUUCCUCGAACCCUCGGAGCAUAUUGGGUACUUCCAAAGGGCAGCGUCGGUACCUCUUGCCACCAACAUUGAGCCCCCCUUCACGUAACGUGGCAGAUAAUUGUCAGGUACGACACCCGAUAAAUCGUCGUGCUCUCAGUUUUUGCAGCAAGAAAAUACAUUGACGGACCACAACGACGGUGCGGCUCGGUUAUUGCCAGGGGGCACAACUCUCUCUACCUGGGCAGUCAUGCAUGCAUGCGAGCAGGCGGGCACCAUGGAAAUGUGCAGACCGAACAAUAUUACGGCACUCGGCACAAGAGAGAAAUGCCCUUUUUUUUCCUUGGUCGGCACUGGCCCGUCUAUCCCAUGCCAUGCCAUGACUGCUGGUUGUGCUGCAACGCUUUCUGGGUGGGAAACCGCACACACCCCACGUGGUGCUUACUGCGGACGGUAGUUACUUGUACCGAAUACCAGUACGUUAUCCCGGAUGCGCGCGCGCCCCAGUCUGCACUACGACUCCGGGGAGGACGCCAGUCCACUGGUCCGCCUCCCCGCCCCUGGACAUUCGGGCCGGCCUGGUCGCUGGGUGCAUGCGGGCGCUGUGUGUGUGUGUGCAUGGUGCUGACUGACUGGUUGGCGUGGUCCGCACCCCCCUUCAUGGCGAGACGGGAGAGCACGAAGGUGUAUAUGUGGGACAUACGCGGCAUUAGAGCGCAUAGAUGAAGGUUCCCCCGAACAAGGACAAACAAAAUGACAAGACACUGCUGGGGCAAAGAAAAGUCAAAAAAGGAUUAGUUGGUUCCCAAAAACAAUGUUUGAUAAUCAGAAUUCCCUUUUCCCUGCUGCUCACGCCCCCAGAACCAG